UAGCCCAGGCCAUGUCGCUUUCAAAGGCACACUUCCAAUGGCACCAAUGCUUUAGGAAUGCCUUGUACUGCCUAAGGUUUUACUAUGAAAUGCACAUACGCUCUGUGAAGGUCUUACCGGAAUGUAGGCCUACACCUUUCCUUAAACUUUGAUCUUUCCACACAUAAAUCAAAUACAAUAAUGCCAUCCUUUUGGUUACUAAAUUGGACUUGACAAAGAGAAGCUUUUUUGUUUUACCCACUUUCUUUGGCCCUUGUUUGUUCUUCUCCACUGGCAAACAGAAAAGGGAGAAGAGUCCAAAUUGCAAAAUGCCCAAUUGACCAACAUUGUUGUAGCCUAGCUUUGAUGGGUAAAUGCUUGCUUUAUACCAAGAACUGAAAUAUAACAAAAUUGGGUUUUGAUGCUUAGUGCUGUGGCACACAUGUUUUCUCUCCAUUGCCCUCAUCUUGUCCAUACCCAAGCACAACGGCGUUGACUUCAGUCUGAGUGCUGUUGAUGGGUUCCAAGAGUGUGGGAGAUCGUUUUGCACAAACACACAGUCUUAAAAAGUAGUUAGCAUCUAUUCAAAAAGCUGUAGCCCCUGUACUGAGCCUGAGCCUGGUCUGCAGCCCUCGGCCUGAGGCUGGAAGGGGAUGGGGACACUGGCCCUCUGCAGCCACUACUCACAGCUGUCAUGGAAACGCAGCGUCAUAGUGGCAUUGCUACUGUUUCACCUGUGCUGCCUGCAAGUAUGGGCAUCCUGUCGCAUCUUGAGGUGCAACUCUGACUUUGUAGCUGUCACCCUGGACCUUGGGGGCAGCGGAGGGGGCGGAGGAGGAGGCAGCAGAGAGGGGGGAAAUGCGGGCUACUGCAGCGCCCUCCGCUCCUACGCCAUGUGUACCCGCCGCAUGGCCCGUGCCUGCCGGGGCGACCUGGCCUACCAUUCGGCCGUGCAGGGCAUCGAGGAUCUCCUCAUCCAGCACAGCUGCCCCAGGACAGGCCCCACCGCUCAGCCCCGGCCCCUGCCACAGGCCCCCAUCUCUGGGGACGCCUGCAUCUACGAGAAGGGCUACCUCCAGCGCGAGGGCCGGACCCCUGACUAUCUCCACUGUGGGGUAUUCGGGGAUCCCCAUGUUCGCACCUUCCGUGAUGAGUUCCAGACGUGCGCUGUACAAGGGGCCUGGCCACUGAUAGAUAAUGAGUAUCUAUACGUACAGGCAACUAGCGCCCCCAUGAGAGGAGGGGCAUAUGCCACGGCUCUCACCACGAUUACCAUCAUCUUUAAGAACUGGCGCCAGUGUAUCGAGCAGCAGAUCUACCAGGCAGAGCUGGACAACGUUCCCGCAGCCUUCGUGGACGGCUCAGUGACCAGCGGGGAGAGGCAGGGCCAGCACAGCCUGAGCGUCCACUCUGAUCUGCCUGGGCACCAGGCUGAGAUCCGUGCCGCCCACAUCGGCACCACCCUGGUGGUGCGUCAGAGUGGGCGGUCCCUGGGACUGUCAGUACGUUCGCCACGCGCCAUUGCUGAAUCAUUCACCCCCGAGCAGGACCUGCAGCUGUGUGUGUAUGGCUGCCCACCUUCACAGCGCCUAGAGACGCUACCCAGCCCCUCUUCUUCCUCUUCCCUCUCUUCCUCCUCUUCCUCCAGCCAGCCCUCUGCUGCAGCCCAUGCCCACUGUGCAGCCCUCCUCCCUGCCAGGGACAUCUACUACCAGGCCUGCCUGUUUGACCUGCUGGCCACAGGGGACCUCAACUCCAGCACGGCGGCCGUGGCGGCACUGGAAGACGCCCGGGGAAUGAUCUCUGACCCCAAUAAGGUGCAUCUGAUACUGGUGGGCAAGGCCGAUAGGAGUAGCCCAUGUCUGCCUCUGAUCCUGGCUGUGGCUGUCCUAUCAGAGCGUCUGGUGGCUCUGUGGACGGGGAAGUGUUUAUGAACUAGUGACUGGUAGGAGCUGUGGGCAUAGCAUUAGCCACACUGACUCUGACCGAGCAGAUGCUCUUUCUUCAUACUUGAUGGCCUUGUUUCAUAAACAACAGGCAUCCCAUUUGACUGGUUGGAACCCUGUGGCAUUGUGACUGGUUACAGAGGUCAAUGUUUCAAUUAUUAAUUUUCUUCCAGCAGGAGAAGCCGAUGUUGAUAGGAAUAAAUACAGGUGAGUGCUCUCAGUGAGGAUAGAAGUGAACUCUUGAAGCCUGACACUAGUUGUGUUGAUUCUAAUCCCUUAACUAUGCUGAGCCAAAUGUAUUAAGACAAGAUAUAUUAUCCGUCUCAGCACAGAGGAUGGCAUGCUGCGGCCUAUUGCGUAAUUCCACAAAUCCAGACAGUAAAUGGCAUCUUCAACUCUUUUUUUGUAUCACCUUCUGUUAUUUUCCAUUUAUUUUAUCAUGGAGGGAAGUUAGUGGUUUGUUUAUAGUAAAUAUAAUACUACAGUGGUUUCAUCCUUUGUAAAGAAACUCAUUUAUCACUAAUUUAUUACGUCAUCUUAGUGUGUCUACAUUUGGUAUGCAGUGAGUUGUAAUAACGUCUCGAUUCAUUUCAUAAGGGACUGUUUUUGAAUGUACGUUUGGUUCAUAUGUCAGUAUUUGUAAGACAAUGUUUACAAUGUAUUGUUCAUCCUGUUCAUAUUUUUACCUAGUUGCCAAAGUAAAAAAGAUAUCUUCCCAAAGUUACUCAUACCAUCUUUCUAAAGCAAUAGAGAUCAUGCAAGGAGUAAAUGACAAGAAUAUAUUGUUUUCCAAAUUAUGGAAAAUAUCUCAAAUUGCCUUCUAUGUAAUAAUGUGAUGUCUGACAAGGAUAAAACAUAUUUAUACCUACAGAUUCUAAUAUAUUUCCCUUUGUGAGUUUUAUUAAAUUUUAUAGUUUUUUUCCCAAAGACCCAAAAAUGGUCUGUAUAAUGUCCUGAGUGUGUAUUUUUGAUGAGCAACCCUAACUGGGGUUUUGUGUACUUUGAAAUGUCCAAUACAACUGCAGUAUUCCUCUGGAGGGGCUACUGAGGUAGCAUUUAGGUGAGUUGAGUUCUCCUUCGCUGUGACUGGCAGCUCUCUUCUGCCCUCUGAUGUCAGAUGUCUUCUCUGGUGUACUGCCCAGCAUUCCUGUUGUUGCUUCUGUGAUAGCUGGAAUGAGUCCAUUCUUGACCCACCUUAGCUUCGUCGAUGGAAUAGGUCAAUGUAGAAAGUGAUAGUUGGGAGGGGCAGUGGGGGUUGAUCAAAAGGGGGGGGGGGAGGGCCUCCCAGGUGGCGCAGUGGUCUAAGGCACUGCAUCGCAGUGCUAGCUGUGCCACCAGAGACUCUGGGUUCGAGCCUAGGCUCUGUCGCAGCCGGCCGCGACCGGGAGGUCCGUGGGGCGACGCACAAUUGGCCUAGCGUCAUCCGGGUUAGGCCGGUAGGGAUAUCCUUGUCUCAUCGCGCACUAGUGACUCCUGUGGCGGGCCGGGCGCAGUGCAGGCUGACCAGGUCGCUAGGUGUACGGUGUUUCCUCCGACACAUUGGUGCGGCUGGCUUCCGGGUUGGAUGCCCACUGUGUUAAGAAGCAGUGCGGCUUGGUUGGGUUGUGUUUCGGAGGACGCAUGGCUCUCGACCUUCGUCUCACCCGAGUCCGUACGGGAGUUUUAGCGAUGAGACAAGACAGUAACUACUAACAAUUGGAUACCAUGAAAUUGGGGAGAGAAAACAAAUAAAAAAAUUGUAUUGUUUUUUAUUGAUUGUAUUGGUUAUGAUGUGAUUCAAUAAAAACAAUUGUUCACAAUAAAAACACAGUGAUAAGA
Messenger RNA from Salvelinus fontinalis (brook trout), 3743 nucleotides. Its product is annotated as hemojuvelin-like. NCBI's taxonomy places the organism in Eukaryota, Metazoa, Chordata, Actinopteri, Salmoniformes, Salmonidae. Gene Ontology annotation, cellular component: plasma membrane. The transcript has 5 exons. The record is from RefSeq and is a predicted model, not a curated record. Bases 633 to 1913 code for a protein of 426 amino acids. Gene Ontology annotation, molecular function: coreceptor activity. Gene Ontology annotation, biological process: BMP signaling pathway.